Ctenopharyngodon idella (grass carp) is the source of this 3301-nucleotide messenger RNA. RefSeq names its product MORC family CW-type zinc finger 3b (gene morc3b). Bases 215 to 2569 code for a protein of 784 amino acids. Gene Ontology annotation, molecular function: zinc ion binding; ATP hydrolysis activity. Gene Ontology annotation, cellular component: nucleus; PML body. The transcript is spliced from 17 exons. The record is from RefSeq and is a predicted model, not a curated record. Lineage: Eukaryota; Metazoa; Chordata; Actinopteri; Cypriniformes; Xenocyprididae.
AAAUAAAGAUGUGUUCGGUUACACAUUCAUACCAGCAUUUAUUGCUCAUAACAAUAUGUGAAGAACUUCUUUAGAAGUCUCAGCGGACACAUAGCUGGAGUGUGAGAGCAGAGUGUGCGCUAUAUCUGGACACACACAGCAAAAGCUCCUCAGUUAGUUUACAAACCCUUCUCUGAAGCUUUCUUCAAUAUCUAACAUAGAUCUUCCUGCAAAAAUGGCCACCAGAAAACGUGGCAUUCCUCUGAGCACAAUCAGUCCAAAAUUUCUUCACGCUAAUUCCACAAGCCACACCUGGCCAUUCAGCGCUAUAGCUGAGCUGAUUGAUAAUGCUUAUGACCCAGAUGUUCGUGCCAGACAGAUCUGGAUAGACUGGACACGUAUCAGAGGACUAGACUGCCUCUCUUUUAUGGAUAAUGGAGAGGGUUUGACAAGAGCCAGACUGCAUAAGAUGCUCAGCUUUGGUUUCAGCGAGAAGAAAGCAGUGAAAUUUCACAUUCCAGUCGGUGUUUACGGCAAUGGGUUUAAAUCGGGGUCCAUGCGUCUGGGAAAAGAUGCCAUUGUUUUCACAAAGACCAGAGACACCAUGAGUGUUGGACUCCUGUCCCAGUCUUACCUCGAGGCCAUCGGAGCUCAGCGAGUCUUGGUGCCCAUGAUCACGUUUAGACGCGAUGGACGUAACCACAUGGAGGAUGGAGCCAGUCUGAGAGCGAUCCUCUCACACUCUCUCUUCAGCUCAGAGAGAGAGCUGUUCGCAGAGCUCCGCGCCAUCAGCGCUGCUGGACAGACAGGAACACGAAUCAUCAUCUGGAAUCUUCGCACGACCACAAAUGGCGACACUGAAUUUGACUUUGACACAGAUAAAUAUGACAUUCUGAUCAGGGCGACCAUCAGCGAGAGGAGCAACAGUGGUCUCGCCAUGACUCCAGAAAGUGAAUACUCAUUACGGGCAUACUGUAGCAUCUUAUACCUGAAGCCUCGCAUGCAAAUCAUUAUUCGAGGGCAAAGAGUGAAGAGCCAGCUGAUAUCCAAGAGUCUGGCUCAUAUUGCGCAGGACAACUACAGGCCGUCAUUCCUUAACAAGCGUGUACGUAUCACUUUCGGAUACAACACCAAAAGCAAAGAGCAUUAUGGGAUUAUGAUGUACCAUAAGAACAGGCUAAUAAAGCCAUACGUGAAAGUGAGCUGCCAAUGUAAGGCCGAAAGAAAAGGUGUGGGCGUUAUUGGUGUUAUAGAGUGCAAUUUCCUUCAGCCCACUCACAACAAACAAGACUUUGAUGACACCGAUAAAUACAGGAAGAUCAUGCACAACCUCAGCAUAAAGCUGGAGGAGUAUUGGAACGAAAUCCGCUACAAACGAAAGAAAGAGGAUCCAAAUUGCACAGUUGCAAUAGAGGAUGUGUUGAAAGUUCCAGAUCAAGUCUGGGUGCAGUGUGACAGCUGCCUGAAGUGGAGGAGGCUUCCAGAUGGCAUCACUGAGCUGCCGGAUAAAUGGUUCUGCAGCAUGAACUACGACCCACAGUUCAGGAGCUGCUUGGUAGAAGAAGAACUAGAGGAUGAGGAGGAAGAUCAGAAGUCGUACCCUAAACCCUUUAAACGGCAGAGGAGAAAUACAAAGACUGAGUUUGAGGAGAAUGAUCCAGAGAGCACACAGACUCAAGACAGACCAGGAUCAUUAUCAAGCAGUCAGGCACCCAGACAUCCACCAGCCUCUGUUUUGUCUGGACUGUCUUUAGCUGAGAGGUCUCCUUUGCCCCUCAUUAACCUGACUGCUGUCUCCAGCUCUCUGAGAAGAGCAAAACAGACGUUUUUUACCACAGAACAACAGACGCCAUCCUCUCUUGUCCCCCCUCUCACCGCACCACAAGAGCUCUCCUCACAGACUCACUACUGGCCUGCUUUGAAUAAGGAGAGAAAGAUUCUCACGCAAUCUGACACACUCGUGAACAAAGCUGAGAGCGAAAUGAUGGAGGGAUUUGAGUCGCAUCAGGGGCCCGCUGCUGCAGAAGAGACAUGUGAAAGAGAUGCGUCAUCUGGGACAGGGAGGGGAUACAGCUCAGCUGUGGAAGAGAUAAUUGAAUUGCCCUUGAAAAGUGAGAAGAAAGGGGUGGUGCAUCAUGAAGGUCAUGUUGAUGAUGAAGAAGAGGAGGAGGAGGAAGAGGAAUGGAACUUGAUAGAGGUGCAACAGUGGCAAGAUGAGCUAAUGCAGCUGAUGCAUGAGACAGCGGAGGAGAGAGACCUGUGCCAACAGGAACUGGAGGUGCUUAGAGAGCACAGCGCCGCCCUGGAGGACGAAAGGAACAAGCUCAUCAGCAGGCUGGAGAGGGUAGAGGAGGAGAAGACCAGCCUUUCUGCCCUGUGUGAUCAGCUGAAGAGUCAACUGUCGGAGCUCAGGGAACAGAGCCAGAGAGGAAAAGAAGAGAAAGACGACCGCUCCAAACUGAGGACACUGCGUCUAAAUCUGAGCCGUCUGCUGGUGUCUUUCAUUCCUUCUCUUCAUCUUGAGCAUGUGGACUACAACAGUGAUGUCAUAGAUACAAUCCUCAUCCAGGUUCUAGAACAGAUCACAUAAAAGAGUCUCUCUGAUUUUCAGAAUGUCAGAUUUGAUUCUUAUUGAAAAUGGAAAUCACUAAUUUCACAUAUACUUCAUGUACUACAUAAUAUACUGUCAUAUAUUUAAAUGUAUUAGAUACAUUUAUAUCAAAGUUUAGGAGGAGACUAUGGAAGCCCAUUUCUGCCAAAUAAGACAAAAUAAUCAUGCUUUGUAAAUCUUAUGACAUAAAAAGUCAAAAUUAUGACAUAUGAAGUUGAUAUUAUGACAUAAAAAGUGAAAUUAUGAGAUGAAUUCAAAAUUAUGACAGACUAAGUCAUAAUUAUGACAUACUAGUUCAUAUGUGGUAAAAAGUUUAAAUUAUGACAAAAAGUCAAUUGACAGUCAUCAUUUCUGCUUUUUAUCUCCUCAUUUUGACUUUAUAUGUCAUAAUUAUGAUUUACGAAAGCAUGAUUUUUUUUUCUUAUGUGGUGGAAAUGGGCUUCCAGAUCACUAGAAGAAAGAAGAAAAUUGUUCAGGAGAAAUCAAAAGGACAGCUUCUCUGUUUUUUUGGGGAGUAAACUAGCAUUAGCUGGGCUAGCCUGAAAAAAGCUAGUUAAUGCAAAUGAAACCAAAUUUAUGAAAUGUUUUGGACAUUUCUUUCUUUCCCCAAUCAAGUACAUAGGAGCUGGACUUGCAUGCCUAGAAAAUAGCGCAACCAAGAUGGCUGCUGAGUCAACCGACCUGCUUCAAUAAAGACUUAAUAUGCUCACA